Molecule: messenger RNA, 1320 nt
Organism: Darwinula stevensoni
Lineage: Eukaryota; Metazoa; Arthropoda; Ostracoda; Podocopida; Darwinulidae
Source: the annotation of a GenBank genome assembly
AUGCCGUUGGUAUCCUCCAUCUUACGAAGGGAGGAACGAACCAUUGAUGCACGUUCUGAGGGCCCAGUGAAGACGUUUGCCACUAAUCAGUUGGCAUCCAAUACACCAAUUGAAGAUGUUCAUGUGGAAGCAGAGUGUCUGCUGCAACAAGGUCUUCUUUUUGGGACAUUUGAUGGGCAUGGAGGACCAGCUUGUGCACGAAUGGUAUCCCGACGCUUGCUUCAUUACUUAGCUGCAGCUCUCCUGCCUGUUGAUAUCUUGAGACAAAAUUAUGCUUUUUUGAAAGGGACAUGUGGUGCAAAGUUACUUGAUUUAUAUGACAAUGAAGGCAUGUACUCUAUUGAGACAAAGAACCCAAUGUAUAGAGCAUUAUUUGACAGGUAUCUGGAGGAUAUUCUCCAAAUGAAUGGCUUCCAGUCCAUAGAAGAUGCCUUCCAUUAUGCAUUUGUACGGGUUGAUUCUGACAUGAGCACAGAAAUCAUUCAGUCCAGUAAUGUUGGAACUCUAAGUUCUGAAUUACUUUCAGUUGCAAUAUCUGGAGCUGUGACUUGUGUGGCUUAUGUUCAAGGAUCUAAUUUAUUUGUUGCCAAUCUUGGAGAUUGUGCUGCAUACUUGGGUGUGAAUACAAGUCCUAACACAUGGGUUCCCAAGAAGUUGACUCUUGAGCACAGUUGUGAGAAUGCCAGUGAAGUACUCAGGGUACUCCUGGAACAUCCAGAAGCUGAGAAGGAAACUGUGAUAAAACAAGAUCGCCUCCUUGGACAGCUUGCCCCUCUUCGAGCUCUUGGUGAUUUUCGCUACAAGUGGGAUUUGGCUACUCAAAGGAAGCUGCUUUUACCAUUUUAUGGCCAAGAUGUGAUACCACCCAAUUACUACAGUCCUCCUUAUUUGUCCUCCAUACCAGAUGUAGUUCAUCACAAGUUGAAUAUGAAAGACCAUUUUCUUGUAAUAGCAACAGAUGGCCUCUGGGAACAGAUGCUUCCAACAGAAGUAAUUCAGUUGAUAGGAGAACACAUGGGAGGACAUGUCUCUCUGGGACUUGUCAAGAUCCCUCCCCACCAGCUCACUCUUGCAGAUGUAAAUAAAAUGCUCAUGGAGAGGAAGAAGCAUGCUCGUGUGAAACCCAUGGAUCUCAAUGGUGCUACUCAUCUCAUUCGCAGUGCUCUAGGUGGCUGUGAUUUUGGAAUAGAUCAACAGAAGCUAGCUGAUUCUUUAGCUUUGCCUGAUGAUAUAGUUCGUCUCUAUAGAGAUGACAUCACUGUCGUUGUGUUGUAUUUUGACAUUGAUUUCUUGCGACAACAUGCAACAGCAUUCAACUAA